AGUUCGGCCUCUCGGUAGGCCGGCGCGAGGUGUCUCUGCAGGCAGUUAGAUGCCUUUGUCAUCUGGCUCGGCUUCCUCGGUGUCUGGCUGGAGGUCGGACCCAGGAUCGAGGAGAACUGAGCGCAUCCUCUUCUAAUCUAAGGGCCCGGGAGGGUGGCGGGAAGAACCCCCGGGUGCGGGCGCCGGGCUGCUCGGCGAGGGUCGCGCGUGCAUUCCGGGCCUCUUGGGGGGACCCGAGCGACGGACCCUCGGCCCCUUCCCCAGCGCCAGUUGCCUCCAGCGCGGGCCCCGAGGAAGGAGUCGUCAUGGAGCCUGGGGGCAGAGAUGACAAGUAGCUGGUGUGUGGCACUUGCUGAGCAUUUAUUGCAAGGACAGAGUAAUCAUCAUGGCGCCUGUCUCCACUUCUAGGAUCACUUUUUGAGGACUCAGACCUUCUCCAUGCUGGAAACCCAAAAGGAAAUGGCAUGACUGCUGUGCUGCUGACCUCUGGGUCCCAAGAACUGAUGGUCAGGGAUAUGGCCAAGGCUUUCACCCAGUGGAGGCAGCUGAACUCUCCUCAGGGAGAUGUGCCUGAGAAGCCUAGGAAUCUGGUCUUGCUGGGGCUUCCAAUUUCCACACCUGAUGUAAUCUCUCAGUUGGAGCAUGAGGAGGAGCUGGAGAGAGAAGUCUCAAAAGCAGCCAGUCCAGACUGGGAAGCAAUAACAGACAGCAAGGAGCUAACUCCAGAGAAGGAGAUUUCUGAAGAAGAAUCAGCCCCUGGGGUGUUAAUCGUAAGAUUUUCAAAGGAAGGUUCCAGUGAAUGUGAGGAUUCUUUAGAGAGUCAGCAGGAAAACCAUGAGAAACAUUUAAUACAAGAGGCUAUCACUCAGAAAUCUUCUAGGGGGAGAAGUUACCAAUUUGAUGAAUUCAGAAGAAAUUGCACUCGGAGGUCCUUACUUGUUCAGCAGCAAGGAGAGAGACUACAUCAUUGUGAUUCAUUUAAAAAUAACUUAAAACAAAACUCAGAUAUAAUUAGGCAUGAGAGAAUUUGUACAGGAAAGAAACCUUGGAAAUGUAACGAGUGUGAGAAAGCCUUUAGUUACUACUCAGCUUUUAUCUUGCAUCAGAGAAUUCACACUGGAGAAAAACCCUAUGAAUGUAAUGAAUGUGGUAAAACCUUUAGCCAGAGCAUACACCUUACUCUGCACCAGAGAAUUCAUACUGGAGAGAAACCCUAUGAAUGUCAUGAAUGUGGGAAAGCCUUUAGUCAUCGCUCAGCCCUUAUUCGGCAUCAUAUAAUUCAUACUGGAGAAAAACCCUAUGAAUGCAAUGAAUGUGGGAAGGCCUUUAAUCAGAGUUCAUACCUCACGCAACAUCAGCGAAUUCAUACUGGAGAGAAACCUUAUGAGUGUAAUGAAUGUGGGAAGGCGUUCAGCCAAAGCACAUUUCUUACCCAGCAUCAGGUCAUUCACACCGGAGAGAAACCUUACAAGUGUAAUGAAUGUGGCAAAGCCUUUAGUGAUCGAUCAGGUCUUAUUCAGCACCAGAGAACUCAUACUGGGGAGCGGCCCUAUGAAUGUAACGAAUGUGGGAAAGCCUUUGGCUACUGCUCAGCCCUAACUCAGCACCAGAGAACUCACACUGGGGAGAAACCGUAUAAAUGCAAUGAUUGCGCCAAAGCCUUCAGUGACCGCUCAGCCCUUAUACGUCAUCAGAGAACACACACUGGAGAGAAACCUUACAAAUGUAAAGAUUGUGGAAAAGCAUUCAGCCAGAGCUCAUCUCUUACAAAGCAUCAGAAAACUCACACUGGAGAAAAGCCCUACAAGUGUAAGGAAUGUGGAAAAGCCUUCAGCCAGAGUUCCUCUCUCUCUCAACAUCAGAAAACUCAUGCUGGAGGGAAAACCAAGGAAUAUGCCCAAGCUUUUAGUGAGCAUUUAGCCUUUGGCCAACUCAAGAGAAUUCAUACUGGAUAAAGACCAUAUAAAUGUGGUUUACAUUCAGAGCAUACUUUUUGAGCAUUUACCGUACUUGCUGUGGGAGUCUACAAAGAAAUUUAAGACUGUGUUGCAAAAAAAAUUAUUGACAAGUCAUUGCUGAUGUGGGAUGUAGCGUAAUUAGAUUGUGAAAGUAUUGUUUUAUAUUUUUAAAAGUGUUCUGGCAGAGGACACUGAAUUUCCCUCAGGAAAGAGAAAAAUUAUUUAUAACAUCCUAGUGUGUAUGUAAAUUACCAUAGCCUUGGGAGAGAAAUGGGGUGUGGCAUGAUGGAAAGGGGACAUCUUGACUGUGCCAGGUAUUUUCAUAAUACUAAGAAUAUAAGUUUUAAAGAGAUAAGUGAUCUUUUUAGAGAGGUCGCACAAGUAGAAUAAGAGAUUGAGAAUUCACAAUGAGUUUGUCUAGAGUCAGAAGUGGUGGAAGAAGGGAAGUUGUCUUUCAUUCUUAAGGAGCCAAAGGAAGUAGAGGGAAAGGAUAGAAAAAAAGAGCUGGGGAAAUGAACUCAAGAAAUGUUGACUAUGAUAACUACUCAACUGAAUAUUCACAGUCAUGAAAAAUAUUAGACUUGCUAAUUAGUCAGCUGAAAAGUUUCUGUGAGGGUAACUUUACCCUGCAGCUAAGGAAUGUUGGCUGCAGGGUAAUGCAGGGUGUUUGUUUCUGCAUUUUUGUCUUUCAGACCUUGCUUAUUGAGAUGUCACCUACUAUAAAUCAUGUUAAUUCCAAGGGUCAAGACCCACAGCAUAGAAAAUUGAGUACAGAAGAGACCUUUGAUGUGUUAAAACUGUUUUAAGGUAUCUGAGUUACCUAAGAACAUGCUUAUUUAUAAAGAUUUACCUCAGUUGUAUCUAGUUGUACCUUAGAUUUUUUUUAUAGCUUACAGUAAAGUUUAGUUGUAGAUUUGCACUGAUGCUAUAUAUUAAUUUAUGAAAAACUUGGAAAGACUUUGAAAUACCUUUUACCAUUUUACUCUUGUGUAGAGGUAGGUGGCAUCUUCAUAUAUAUAUAAAAUACUUUUUUUUUGAAAACUUAAAAUUCUAGACGUGUUUAUUUUGAAACACACUUCCAAGUAAGAUAAACUAACAACAAUACAUAUGUCUACUACGCUGCGGAUGUAGCUUAAAAUUGGCAAGACAUCCUCCUUUGUACUUGUUUCCUACAAGAGUUGCUAGGUCUGUUUUUGCCCAUGACCAGCAGCCUCUUUAAGAACAACAAAGGACCUACUGUAAAGGUCACUCUCAGGUAUCUGCAUUGCCAGCUAACACCUUCUCUGCACACUGCACCCUUGAAGAAGCACAGAGCCCACAGGGCUUGCUGGCCCUGGCUCUGACCUCACCACCGGUUGGAUCGCUUUUUGUACUUGCCCUGGCUGCUCCACUUUUGUGGUGGGGAGCAACUGAUAACCUUGAGCAUGGAAGCUAUGAUUGUAAAGAUGGCUUCUGUGUUUCUUUGGGUCUUCUUCUUUCUGGGCCUGGCUCUUUGCUGGUUCCUUAUUGUCCUCUUUUUGUUCAUGGUCUUGCUCUUUAUGAGAGUGCAAGGUGUUUUUAGUUAUGUUCAUUAGAGAUCUUUUAUUGGUACCAGCAAGAGGACACUUCAUCCAACCCAGAGGUCCCAUUGUUUUAGCUCUAGUUUUCCCACAUUUUGCCUCUGUGUUGCUUAUCAUUAUUUGCCUCCUUCUAUUGCUUUCCCCUCCAGCUCCUGGUCCUCUUCCAUCAUGGGGGCGGUUUCUGGAUCCUCACAUCAUGCUAGCAGAUCAGAGGCUCUUCACCAUAACCUGAGGCAUGGAGGUGAAGCAGAAAGCUACAUACGUUUUUCAUUGAAACUUUAAAGAUUAUUGGACAUAGUAUUUUGAGUGAAGUGUUUUUAAUUUUGAGGAAGUUGUACUAUAAUGUAUCUUGGUGUGGAUUUAGUUUAUCCUAUUUGGGGUUUGCUUAGCUUCUUCAAUCUACAGGCUAUGUCUUUUGCCAAAUUUGGGAGAUUUUCAGCCAUCAUCUCUUUAAAUACAUUUUAGCCCCUACCUUCUACUCCUUUUCUCCUGGGACUCUAAUGAAAGGCUCUUUGGUUGUAGUCCCACAAGUUCCUGAGGCUCUGUUGAUUUUUUUCUUGAUGAUUUUUGCCUGAAUCUGCUCAAUCUGCCUUAACAAGAUAACAUAGACUGACUGGGUGGCUUAAAAAAAAUACCUAUUGCUAACAGUUCUGGAGGCUGGGAAGUCCAAGAUCAAGGUGCCUGUGGACUCUGCUUCUAGUGAGGGCUCUCUUCCUGGCUUACAGAUGGCUGCCUUCUCACUGUGUCCUCUCAUGUCUGUAGUGCAUGCAGAUGUGGGGCCAAUGGGGAGAGGAGGAGAGAAACAGCUCUCUCUUCUUAUUAGUCCACCAGUUCUAGCAGAUUAGGACUCUUCCCUUAUUAUCUCAUUUAACCCUAAUGACCACCUAAAAACGCUGUCUCCAAUAAAUUACAUUGGGGAUUAGGGCUUCAACAUAAUUUUGGGGAGAAGGGGAUACAUAUAGUUAAUAACAUUCCAAUGCAGCCCCCCCACCGAAUUUAUGUUCUUGAAUGCAGAAUGUAUUUAUUCCACUCCAACAGCCCCUAAAACCUUGACUCUAGCAUUAGCUAUAAAAUCCAGACCUUCAAGUAUCACCUAAAUUAGAUAUGGGUAAGAGUCAGGGUACAGUUUAUCCUGAGGCAAAAUUACUCCCCAGCUAUGAACUCAUGAAACCAAACAAGUGCUUCCAAAAUACAUUUGUGAUCUAGACAUAAUGUAGGUAUUCCCAUUCCACAGGGGGAGAAAUAGGAAAGUAGGAGGAGUGGGUCCAGAGCAAGUCAGAACUUAGUAAGGCAAAUUCUUCAGAGGUUAUAUUUCAUCAGAUCUUCUGAGAAUAAUCCUCUUUUGCUCAAUGCCCUGCCUUCUGGACCGACUGGAGUAGUGGUCCUAUCUCUGUGGUACUGCCAGGUGGCCCCUCUGUUAAGCCUCUGCAGGGCAAUUCUGCCUCUAAGGCUUCAGCUGGAGCCUUUCUGUUCUGUUGAAACCAAAGUGAUGGUUCCACCCUUUGAAACAGGAGGUAUCCCCAGUGGUCUCUGAAUUGUUUUCAGGGUCAUACUCUUGAAGAAUAACACAUUCAUAGACAAAUGGCUCUUUGGUUCUAUAUGAUCUAAGAAGCUCUAAAGCCUGCCUUCAUUUUAUUUUGUUGUUUUCCUCUCCCCUUGAGUACCAGCUGGCUGUGUCUCUGCUGGUAUAAUCCCAUUUAUGUUCCUGGCUUCUGAUGGGGCUGCUAAACCUGUGAGUCACAUUCAUGAUCUCUUUAUCCAAUGGUUGUCCAACCACACUCUUAGGGUAAAGGUGGAGGAUGGAGGAGCCUUGUUACAGCCUGGUGAGGGUGGAAGUAUAGGCCUUUGUUGGUGUGGAUAGGACCAUAGCUUUCUUCUGUGGUCUUUGAAGUAGGAUUGUGAUUUUCUGACUUGCUAGGCUGCUCCCUUCCCAGUCCUUUGGCUAAAAAACCAGACUUAUCUUGGCCUUUUUUUUUUCUUGUUGGUGUCUGUUGGUGUUUCCAGGUUGUCAGCUUCUCUGUCAGAACCCAGUCUGGGAUAGAUUAGGCAAUAAGAAAACCCAAGAAAGUCACUGCUGUGUUCUUCCUCGAGUUCUGAGGUCCCUAGUCACUCCAUUCUCUCUCCAUCUUUUAGAACCUUUUUAUGUUUGCUUUGUAUGUAAUAUCCAGGAUUUUUAGCUGUACUUAGUGAGAGUGAGAGCAAUAGGAGAAAGUAGUGCUCCACCUUUCCCGUGACAUUUUUGUGCUUGACACUGAAAUCACACAUCAAGUUGUGGUACAUAGGGUUUGUGGUAUAUAACCUAAGAGUUUGUGGUAUAUGCAGGUCAUUUGUAAUCAGUUAGGAAUAGGUACUAAAAGGAAUGCCCACUGGUUUCCUGAAGAUAAGCUUCCAAUUUGAUAGGUAAAAACUAUCAGCCUGCUUCAUCUAGCUUUGAAGGAACUAUAGUUUUUAAAUUGAGGAAACACCAGCUGUAGGUUAUAAACUUGAAAAGAAUAGAUAUGACUAACAAUAUAAACCAUAGGGUUAAAUUUUUUUAAUUUAUAUUUUUGUUCAAAAAGUAUAUGAGAAGCACUGGAGAAGUGGACUUAGAAUUUUGGAUAUUUUUCCAGUUAUAUAUUAUCUACAUGUGGCUCUCUGUUCACUUUAAUUUGCCAUAUGACAUAUGAUAUCAUAGAGAAUCAACAAAGAAUGAAAAUAAUUGGUAUUUGGGACAAGUCACUUUCAUCCUUUGAAAUCUGUUUCCUCAUAGAUAAAUGUUUUAAAAUGUAAUGCCUAUUUGAGAAUGACUAGAGUUAGGUAGAAAAUGGAUGCAAUGUGAUUUGUGAGCUAUCAGGUGCUAAAUAACUAUUAGGUAUUAUUGAUAGAGUCAUUUAGAAGAGGACAUUUCUGUCAUGUGUGCUCCACAGUGGUGUACCCAAUAGAAACAACUGUGAAUAUAUGGAAUGAGGCUUUUUAUAUUUUAAAAUAAGUUUUCUGGGAUCCUGAUAAAGUAUGCAUCUUUUGAGCUAAUCAUAUGGUUUCUUUUAAUCUAUUAAUGUGGUAAAGUACAUUGAUUUUCUGAUGUUAAAAAAUCCUUGCAUUCCUGGGAUUUACCCAAUUUGGUGAUUUUUUUUUUUUCCCCAUCUCUGGGGGAGUUUGUGUCCCUUGAAUUUCAGUUGCAUAUUAAACUGGGAUUGUUGUGUUUGUAAUAUGUGAUUUGAGUAGUUUUAGAGGCUAUUUAGAUUUACUGUUUCUUCUAGAAAGUUGUAGGUUUUUCUAAAAAUGUAUCUUUUUUGGUCAUUGAAUUGUUUAAAAUAUUUUUAUUUUCAAGUACUUGUUCUAUCUGAACUUAUGUCCCUUUUUUCUUUCCUGAUAUGGCUUAUUUUUAUCCUCGCAUUUUCUCUUGGUCAUGUUUCUAGAGAUUUGUCAAUUUUACUAGUCUUUUAAAAUAACUUUUUGAACUUUUGCAAAAUCAGCUUUUAUCAAAAUACACAAUAAAAUUCACCCACUUAAAGGUGUUUGCUAUGUUUGAUGAAGAUAUUACCCUUGUAACUAUCACCGUAAUUGUGUGUGGUUAUAAUAGUUCCUCCUCCUCAUCCUCCCCUCUCUCCUCCUACGCAUCUUAUUCCUCCUCCUUUCACCCCUUUCUCUUUAUUUCUCCCUUUCUCCUUUCUUCUUUCCACAGUUCUGUCUUAAAACGACCUAUGCAGACUUGUGUAAAAAUCACCACAAAGGGUACAGAACCAUUCCACUGCACCAACAAAUUCCCCUUGUGCUUUUUUUCAUUACUGGCUCCCCACCCUGCAUUGAGUAAAAGGCUUUGAUAUUCAUCAUUGUUGUGUUAUUUAUUCCUUUUUAUUGAUGAGUAGUUUUCCUUGUAAUGUUCCACAGUAUUCUUAACCAUUAACCCAUUGAAGGACAUUUAGGUUGUUUCUAAUUUUUGUUGAUUAUGAAUAAAACUACUAUAAUCAUUUAUAUGUAGGUUUUUGUAUGAACAUAAAUUUUCAUCUCUGAAGGGUAAAUAUUGGAAUGAAAUGGUUAGGUCAUAUAGUAAGUGUAUGUUUAUCUUUGUAACACAGGGCCAGCCUUUUCCAGAAUUAUUGGUUAAUUUUGUUUUUCCACCACCAAUGUAUGAAGAUGUGGUUGCUCCAUAAUUUGCCAGCACCUGGUAUUCUCAUUGUUUUUAUUCUGUCCACUGUAGUAGAUGUGUAGUGGUAUCUCAUUGUGGCUUCAAUUUGCAUUUCCUUAAUGACUAAUGAUGCUGAGCAUCUUUUCAUGUGCUUAUUGUCCAUCUGUGUAUCUUUGAUGAAGUAUUCAAAUCUUUUGCCAUUUUAAAAGAAUUCUGUUUUUUGUUUUCCUGGUUUAAUUUUGUAGUUUGUGGCUUGUUUUUUUAUUCUCUUUUAUUCCAUUUUUAUUUCAGUGUCUUUUAUAAAGCAAAGGCUUUAAAUUUUGAUGAAGUCCAAGUUUUCCUUUUAUGGACCAUACUUUUGGUGUCAUAGUUAAGAACCCCAUCCCUGGCUGGGUGCAGUGCGGCUCAUGCCUCUACUCCCAACACUUUGAGAGGCCAACGCAGGUAGAUCACCUGAGGUCAGAAGUUUGAGAGCAGCCUGACCAACAUGGAGAAACCCUGUCUCUACUAAAAAUACAAAAAAAUUAGCUGGGUGUGGUAGUACUUGCCUGUAAUCUCAGCUACUCGGGAGGCUGAGACAGGAGAAUUGCUUGAACCUGGGAGGUGGGAGAGGUUGUGGUAAGCCAAGAUUGUGCCAUUGCACUCCAGACUGGGCAACAAGAGCAAAACUCUGUAUCAAAAAAAAAAAAAAAAGAGCCCAUCCCUAACUAAAGUUUAGGAAAUUAUUCAUUUUUCUUCUAGCUUAAUGAUAAUGUUUUUCACUUACAUCUAUGAUCUAUUCUUAGGUAAUUUUUAUAUAAGGUGUUAAAUAAAGCCCCAGGCUCAUUGUUAUUUACAUGUUAUCCAAUUGUUUCAGCAUCAUUUGUAGAAAACAUUUUUUCUCCAUUGAAUUUCCUUUGCUCUUUUGUGAACAAUUGAUUAUAUUUAAGUGGGUUUAUUUCUCAGUUUUCUAUUCCGUUGAUCUGUGAGUUCAUCCCUUUGCCAAAAACACAUAUUGUCUUUAUUACUGUAGCUUUGUAGUAAAUAUAAAAAUCAGGUAAUAUAAGCCCUUUAAAUGUAUUCUUUUUCUAAUUUAUAUGCUUCCACUGUCAUCUAUUUAAUGUGUAUAUUCUGACACUCGGUUGUUAUCUGAAUACAGGUUAAGAAUUGUCAAAUC
Callithrix jacchus (white-tufted-ear marmoset) is the source of this 8781-nucleotide messenger RNA. RefSeq names its product zinc finger protein 892 (gene ZNF892). Gene Ontology annotation, cellular component: nucleus. Gene Ontology annotation, biological process: regulation of transcription by RNA polymerase II. Lineage: Eukaryota; Metazoa; Chordata; Mammalia; Primates; Cebidae. The record is from RefSeq and is a predicted model, not a curated record. Gene Ontology annotation, molecular function: DNA-binding transcription activator activity, RNA polymerase II-specific; RNA polymerase II cis-regulatory region sequence-specific DNA binding.